Ochotona princeps (American pika) is the source of this 690-nucleotide messenger RNA. RefSeq names its product very-long-chain 3-oxoacyl-CoA reductase-like. The transcript has 6 exons. Lineage: Eukaryota; Metazoa; Chordata; Mammalia; Lagomorpha; Ochotonidae. Gene Ontology annotation, molecular function: oxidoreductase activity. The record is from RefSeq and is a predicted model, not a curated record. Gene Ontology annotation, cellular component: endoplasmic reticulum. The coding region runs from base 16 to 690 and encodes 224 amino acids.
CUGGUGCUGGCCGCCAUGGAGUCCAGGUGGGAUGUGCUGAGCGCGCUGGGGGCCGUCACCUGCGUGUGGCUGCUGCUGCAAGCCAUGUGGGCGGUGGCCCGUGGAGUGUACGUCUACCUGCUGCCCCAGGUUCGCCGUGGUGCCCCGUGGCUUCGGGCACAGGGAGCCUGGGCAGUGGUCACUGGAGCCACCGGAGGCAUUGGCAAGGCCUAUGCACACGAGCUGGCCAGGAGAGGUCUCAACGUGGUGCUCAUCAGUCGGAGCCUGAGCAAGUUGGAGCAGGAAGCCAAGGACAUCGAGCGGCUGCAUGGCCGGCAGACUCGAGUCAUCCAGGCUGACUUCACCCGGGGCCCAGAGAUCUACACGGACAUCGCGGCGGGACUGCAGGACCUGGACAUAGGAGUCCUGGGUGCGCAGCCAGGCCAGCUCGCCCUCCCCUGCCCGCUCCCCUGCCCGCGGCCUCCCGAGCUGUCCACUGACCCCUCUGUGCUCUCCCGCCUAGUGAACAACGUAGGCAUGCUUUACCGGGACAGCAAGUUGAAGAGGACCCUGGAGUGCGAGAACCCUGGACAAGACGACCCCACGGGGCAGGGCGACGGGCCUGGCGAAUCAGACGCCCACGUCCUCCCAACGAUGGGAUGGGUGCUCUUUGACGGGACAUGGGUGCAGGCUGUUGCAGUAGCUGCUUGA